Salmo salar (Atlantic salmon) is the source of this 5026-nucleotide messenger RNA. The record is from RefSeq and is a predicted model, not a curated record. NCBI's taxonomy places the organism in Eukaryota, Metazoa, Chordata, Actinopteri, Salmoniformes, Salmonidae.
UCCCAAAGAAGGGAUUAGGGGGCGUGGCCAGGAUUAAUUGUUAAUGUGUGACUAAAUUAUCUUGCUGAACGUAAACACAACCCUAGAAGAAGACGGGUUGAAGAUCUUCUGGUUUACAUACUUGGUGGACCAGUCUGCCUGCGGGAAUGCUCAAUCCUCAAAGAUCUUUAUCUGAACUACCAAAGAUGUCGGGUCCAAGCCAAGCCGAGAGGGCUGUUUUGGAGGAGGAGUUUAACUGGUUGCUGAAAGAGGAGGUCCAUGCUGUUUUGAAGCAGCUCCAGGAUAUACUGAAGGAGGCAUCCAGGAGGUUCUUCAUUCCCACCCCAGGACUGGAGAGCCAACUGAAACAGGAGAACUUCAUCCUGGGCAGCUCAACCAUGGACCAGGUGAAAGGAGUACUGACUCUACAGGGAGAAGCCCUGACUCAAGCUGACAUCAAUCUGAAAACUGCUAAAAGCAACCAAGUGAUGCAUUUCACAUUCAGGGAUGAUAAGCACUGGAAAUUACAACAGAUCCAGGAUGCUAGGAACCAUGUGAAUCAGGCUCUGCAGCUGCUGAGUGGUAGAGAUGAGAGCUACCACUUUAAGACUGGGGCUGAGGUCAACAAGCUGAUGGACGCGGUGAUGCUCCAGCUGACCAGGGCUCGUAACCGCCUCACCACUCCAGCAGCCAUGACCCUGCCGGAGCUGGCCACCAGCGGCCUCAUGAAAAUGUUCACUCCUCCAAUGCCAGGCGAUGUGAUGGUGAACUUCUAUAUCAACCUGAGUAAGCUGUGUCUGACUGUCUACCAGCUGCACGCAAUGCAGCCCAACACCACCAAGAACUUCAGGCCUUCUGGAAGCUCUGUGUUACACAACCCUGGAGCCAUGUUUGAGCUGAACAAUGCUAAGUUUGAGGUGAGCCAGGUUCACAAGGUGGAGUGUGUUGUCCCCUGGCUCAACAACACCCUGGUCUUCUUCACCAUCUCCCUGCAGCUCUGUCAGCAGCUCAAGGACAAGAUUUCCGUCUUCUCUAGUUUCUGGAACUACCGACCGUUCUAACCUCCUGCAGCUAGCUGACCGUCAGAAUGCCUAGGUGUUCUAACCUCCUGCAGCUAGCUGACCGUCAGAAUGCCUAGGUGUUCUAACCUCCUGCAGCUAGCUGACCGUCAGAAUGCCUAGGUGUUCUAACCUCCUGCAGCUAGCUGACCGUCAGAAUGCCUAGGUGUUCUAACCUCCUGCAGCUAGCUGACCGUCAGAAUGCCUAGGUGUUCUAACCUCCUGCAGCUAGCUGACCGUCAGAAUGCCUAGGUGUUCUAACCUCCUGCAGCUAGCUGACCGUCAGAAUGCCUAGGUGUUCUAACCUCCUGCCGCUAGCUGACCGUCAGAAUGCCUAGGUGUUCUAACCUCCUGCCGCUAGCUGACCGUCAGAAUGCCUAGGUGUUCUAACCUCCUGCAGCUAGCUGACCGUCAGAAUGCCUAGGUGUUCUAACCUCCUGCAGCUAGCUGACCGUCAGAAUGCCUAGGUGUUCUAACCUCCUGCAGCUAGCUGACCGUCAGAAUGCCUAGGUGUUCUAACCUCCUGCCGCUAGCUGACCGUCAGAAUGCCUAGGUGUUCUAACCUCCUGCAGCUAGCUGACCGUCAGAAUGCCUAGGUGUUCUAACCUCCUGCAGCUAGCUGACCGUCAGAAUGCCUAGGUGUUCUAACCUCCUGCAGCUAGCUGACCGUCAGAAUGCCUAGGUGUUCUAACCUCCUGCAGCUAGCUGACCGUCAGAAUGCCUAGGUGUUCUAACCUCCUGCAGCUAGCUGACCGUCAGAAUGCCUAGGUGUUCUAACCUCCUGCAGCUAGCUGACCGUCAGAAUGCCUAGGUGUUCUAACCUCCUGCAGCUAGCUGACCGUCAGAAUGCCUAGGUGUUCUAACCUCCUGCAGCUAGCUGACCGUCAGAAUGCCUAGGUGUUCUAACUUCCUGCAGCUAGCUGACCGUCAGAAUGCCUAGGUGUUCUAACCUCCUGCAGCUAGCUGACCGUCAGAAUGCCUAGGUGUUCUAACCUCCUGCAGCUAGCUGACCGUCAGAAUGCCUAGGUGUUCUGUCCAAAUCCUUCACACCAACCAACCCAGAUAAAAGGGAUGUCUUGAAAAUAUUGUCUGAUUUGAAGUGGGUUUUGUUUGUAUAAUUUACAGGAGAACAGCCGGAUCAAAGUCCAUAUAUAUUACCAGUGUUUAGUAUUCCAGGGUUUAGGGCCCAUCUGUGUGUUACAGCUGCUUUAAUUCAGUCCCAAAUCAACCCCUAGGCCCUAACCUCUAGACUACACUCCCUACUUGUGAAGAAAGUAUAGGACUAAGCAAUAUGGUGGAGCUACUACCAUAUUGGUAUAUCUAUCCAAUACAUUCAGUGUUUCCCCUAGUUGGGGGUCGUUAGCACAAUGACUGGAAGUCUAUGGGAAUGAAUAUAGGGGAAACACUGCAUGACUGGAAGUCUAUGGGAAUGAAUAUAGGGGAAACACUGCAUGACUGGAAGUCUAUGGGAAUGAAUAUAGGGGCAACACUGCAUGACUGGAAGUCUAUGGGAAUGAAUAUAGGGGAAACGCUGCAUGACUGGAAGUCUAUGGGAAUGAAUAUAGGGGAAACACUGCAUGACUGGAAGUCUAUGGGAAUGAAUAUAGGGGAAACGCUGCAUGACUGGAAGUCUAUGGGAAUGAAUAUAGGGGAAACACUGCAUGACUGGAAGUCUAUGGGAAUGAAUAUAGGGGAAACGCUGCAUGACUGGAAGUCUAUGGGAAUGAAUAUAGGGGCAACACUGCAUGACUGGAAGUCUAUGGGAAUGAAUAUAGGGGAAAUGCUGCAUGACUGGAAGUCUAUGGGAAUGAAUAUAGGGGAAACACUGCAUUCUGAUCUAGACAAGUAGGGACUAGGGGUUGAUUUAGGAUUGGGUGCAUGUAUCUCUCUGUGCGUCAUCUGUUGUAUUUUGUUGGAUAGUACUAACUUGGACCUCCCUGUUGUAUAGUACUAACUAACUUGAACCUCCCUGUUGGAUAGUACUAACUAACUUGGACCUCCCUGUUGGAUAGUACUAACUAACUUGGACCUCCCUGUUGUAUAGUACUAACUAACUUGGACCUCCCUGUUGGAUAGUACUAACUAACUUGGACCUCCCUGUUGUAUAGUACUAACUAACUUGGACCUCCCUGUUGGAUAGUACUAACUAACUUGGACCUCCCUGUUGGAUAGUACUAACUAACUUGGACCUCCCUGUUGUAUAGUACUAACUAACUUGGACCUCCCUGUUGGAUAGUACUAACUAACUUGGACCUCCCUGUUGGAUAGUACUAACUAACUUGGACCUCCCUGUUGGAUAGUACUAACUAACUUGGACCUCCCUGUUGGAUAGUACUAACUAACUUGGACCUCCCUGUUGGAUAGUACUAACUAACUUGGACCUCCCUGUUGGAUAGUACUAACUAACUUGGACCUCCCUGUUGGAUAGUACUAACUAACUUGGACCUCCCUGUUGUAUAGUACUAACUAACUUGGACCUCCCUGUUGUAUAGUACUAACUAACUUGGACCUCCCUGUUGUAUAGUACUAACUGACUUGGACCUCCCUGUUGUAUAGUACUAACUAACUUGGACCUCCCUGUUGUAUAGUACUAACUAACUUGGACCUCCCUGUUGUAUAGUACUAACUUGGUUGGACCUCCCUGUUGGAUAGUACUAACUUGGUUGGACCUCCCUGUUGGAUAGUACUAACUUGGUUGGACCUCCCUGUUGGAUAGUACUAACUAGGUUGGACCUCCCUGUUGUAUAGUACUAACUAACUUGGACCUCCCUGUUGUAUAGUACUAACUAACUUGGACCUCCCUGUUGUAUAGUACUAACUAACUUGGACCUCCCUGUUGUAUAGUACUGACUUGGACCUCCCUGUUGUAUAGUACUAACUAACUUGGACCUCCCUGUUGUAUAGUACUAACUAACUUGGACCUCCCUGUUGUAUAGUACUAACUGACUUGGACCUCCCUGUUGUAUAGUACUAACUAACUUGGACCUCCCUGUUGUAUAGUACUAACUAACUUGGACCUCCCUGUUGUAUAGUACUAACUGACUUGGACCUCCCUGUUGUAUAGUACUAACUGACUUGGACCUCCCUGUUGUAUAGUACUAACUGACUUGGACCUCCCUGUUGUAUAGUACUAACUAACUUGGACCUCCCUGUUGUAUAGUACUAACUUGGACCUCGUUAUGAAUCAGCUUGUGUUGUUGUUUUAGUCUGAAACACUUCUCUUGUUACGGAAUACUAACGUUCCUCCUCUCCACAUAGUUAUACCCUUUUCACACUAUAAUAGCGACCAAAAAUGUGCUGUACUAGCUCAGAUAUGUUUUAUUUGAUGGUUUAUUUGGGUAGGGACCGAUACAAACACGGUUCCAGCAUCUAUGGUUAAUGAGUAACCAGAUCAGCUUGGUUUGUUCAGCAGUGUGAAAAGGUAUUGGAAACAUUUGUCAAGCAGAUUGUCAUACUGUGGUAAAUAAUACUGUUAUUUUGUGUAGACUACGCUACUCAUCAGAAGUAUAUGUUUGUGACAUGAAACAGUGUUACCGUGACUCUAUAUUCCUUGGAAUUAUGCUUUAUGUCAAGUAUAAAGGAAAACGGACAUUCCCAGCUUUGAAGGGUAAACCUUCAUGCCUCCUCAACGAUAAGCUAUUAUUCGUCAUUGUAUCAGUUAAUUUCAAUGUAUGUGUUGUUAGCUAAUGUUUUUAUUUAUUCAAUUGUUUAUUUUUGCACUUGUUACUUGAUGAUUCCCUGUGAAGUGAAUAUCCAUUCCAAUGCUGAACAAAAAUAAUUAUUACUGCAAGUGUUUUAAUUUAUUUUGAGAUGUAUACAUGUAUAUGUUGUGGACCAUAUGAUCUAUUAUCUGUGCAGUAAAGAUAUGUUAUACGUGUAUAUGUUAUGGACCAUAUGAUCUAUUAUCUGUGCAGUAAAGAUAUGUUAUACAUGUAUAUGUUAUGGACCAUAUGAUCUAUUAUCUGUGCAGUAAAGAGAUGUUAUACAUA